AACAGAAAGCAGUAAGAAUUAAAAAGGUGGUAAAAAGUUUAGAUUGUUCAAUUAAAGCCCACGCAAAAUUCCCGUAUUGGAAAAUUUCAGCACAAAAAAAAAAGAAAAAGUUCCUGGUUUGAUGAGAAACAUCAAAUUCUAGUUUCAUUCCCAGAUUUCCCUUCAAUCUAUUCUCACUUAGUGAUGUGGUCUCCUCCAUUUUCAUGAAAUUGAGGAACUCAGCAUAUAAGCUAGGUCUGAUUGGAAUGGGGGAAACCAAUGUUGCUAAUUAUGUGGAUAUCGAUGAAGUACCUUCUCCUAAGUUGCAUAAUUAUAAGAAAGUAUCAGUUUUGCCUCUUGUUUUUCUCAUCUUUUAUGAGGUUUCUGGAGGUCCUUUUGGGGUUGAGGAUAGUGUCCAGGCAGCUGGUCCUCUUCUGGCCCUUCUUGGUUUCUUGGUCUUUCCACUCAUAUGGAGUAUCCCUGAGGCUUUGAUUACGGCUGAAAUGGGGACCAUGUUCCCUGAAAAUGGGGGUUAUGUUGUUUGGGUUUCGUCUGCAUUGGGUCCAUACUGGGGGUUUCAGCAAGGAUGGAUGAAAUGGCUAAGCGGGGUGAUUGACAAUGCUCUGUAUCCAGUUCUUUUUCUUGACUAUUUGAAGUCUGGAAUUCCAGCUUUAGGCGGUGGCUUUCCAAGAACUGCAGCAGCUCUAGUUUUGACAUUUGUGCUCACAUACAUGAAUUAUAGGGGUUUGACUAUUGUAGGGUGGGUAGCAGUUCUUUUAGGUGUUUUUUCGAUUCUUCCUUUUCUUGUUAUGGGAAUGGUGGCAAUUCCAAAGAUGGAUCCUUCAAGAUGGCUUGUGGUAAAUUUGCAUGAUGUGGAUUGGAAUUUGUAUUUGAACACCCUCUUUUGGAAUUUGAAUUACUGGGACUCAAUCAGUACACUUGCUGGAGAAGUGGAUAACCCAAAGAAAACUCUACCUAAAGCUCUUUUUUAUGCUCUAAUAUUGGUCGUCCUUAGUUAUUUCUUCCCUCUUUUGGUUGGCACAGGCGCUGUUCCACUCAACCGAGAUAUGUGGACUGACGGGUAUUUCUCAGACAUUGCUAAAAUGCUUGGCGGAGUUUGGUUGAGAUGGUGGAUCCAAGGAGCUGCAGCAAUGUCAAAUAUGGGAAUGUUUGUUGCUGAGAUGAGUAGUGAUUCUUUCCAGCUUUUGGGUAUGGCAGAACGAGGAAUGCUACCUGAAUUCUUUGCUAGGAGGUCUCGUUAUGGAACACCUCUUAUUGGCAUUUUGUUUUCAGCUUCUGGAGUGAUUUUGUUAUCAUGGCUAAGCUUUCAAGAGAUUGUAGCAGCAGAGAAUUUCUUGUACUGUUUUGGAAUGAUAUUGGAGUUUAUAGCAUUUGUACAACUGAGGAUACGACAACCAGCUGCAUCUCGGCCGUACAAGAUACCUGUAGGAACAGUUGGAGCCAUUCUUAUGUGCAUUCCUCCAACCAUAUUGAUUUGCGUUGUAUUAGCUCUUUCAACAAUCAAAGUAAUGGUUGUAAGCCUCAUUGCUGUGGCGAUUGGCCUUGUGCUGCAGCCCUGUCUCAAGUAUGCUGAGAAAAAGAGGUGGAUGAAGUUCUCAGCCAGGGAAGAGCUCCCAGACCUUCCUAAUGCUAACCAGGAGACUAUUUAUUCCUUGGUAGACUAACCAAUACUUGUCAGCGUAUGCAGAGAUGAGAUUAAAAACUGGUGCUUAAAAUGUCAAGAAUCAAUAAUUAUACCCCAUAGUCCAUCUACUUGGCAAGGUAGUAAAUGAUAGCUUUGUGUUUUAUA
Molecule: messenger RNA, 1789 nt
Organism: Ricinus communis (castor bean)
Lineage: Eukaryota; Viridiplantae; Streptophyta; Magnoliopsida; Malpighiales; Euphorbiaceae
Product: probable polyamine transporter At1g31830
Exons: 2
Coding region: 204-1664 (486 amino acids)
Biological process (GO): transmembrane transport
Cellular component (GO): membrane
Molecular function (GO): transmembrane transporter activity
Source: RefSeq, a predicted model, not a curated record